Molecule: messenger RNA, 4368 nt
Organism: Prosopis cineraria
Lineage: Eukaryota; Viridiplantae; Streptophyta; Magnoliopsida; Fabales; Fabaceae
Exons: 15
Coding region: 722-3916 (1064 amino acids)
Biological process (GO): transcription by RNA polymerase III
Cellular component (GO): transcription factor TFIIIC complex
Molecular function (GO): protein binding; DNA binding
Source: RefSeq, a predicted model, not a curated record
GGGAAAAAGAGUAUUCGGAGUGGGUGAAGCAGGGAAGACUAGAGAGGAAGGCCGGACUGGUGGAAGAUAGCGGGACUGAGAGGGGAAGGCUGGUCAGAUGGAGUUGCGCCACGCCCCCUCCCCUGGAGAGGGAGCAAGAGAGAGCAGAGCUUGAGUUCGGGACACAAGAUUGUGGGAUUGGAGAAGAGAGAUUCACAUAUUAGUUCUCCUUCUCAUGUUGCAGGUCUUUCAUUUGACCCUGGAAGCAUGUGUAUAAUGCUGGAGAGAAGGGCAGAACGGAGAGAACGAAUCUACAUGCGUUUAAACGGGGUUUUUCUGCACGGAAAAGCUACAACAUUCCACUUCUAUCAAACGUGCGAUGGGAGACCAAAAUCGUGGCACACCAUGAUAGUGCAACGUAUAUCCAAACAGACCCGUAUACGUGACUCUAUUUUCACCCUCCUCUACGCAACCAAAUCCUCUUCUUUGCUUGCCCUUUUCCUCUUUGAUUUCUUCUCCGCUUGGAUUGAAUUCCGUAGGUUAACCUCAUUUUCCUAACUGGUUUAGACCCCUUAGUUAUUGAACAUUCAGUGGCUCCGUCCUGUUUCGUUUCUGGGUGGCUUUUUUUUUUUUUUUUUGGGGCUCCCCAUCGUCUGCUUUUUCCUUCCCUCUAGCCCAAAUCUCCUUGGUUGCUGGUGUAUGUUCCAAUAUUAAAAUAGUCUGCCAAAAAAAAAUAAUAAUAAUGAUAGAGCAAAAUGAGGGGUCUGCAGAGCCAUCUCUUGCCCAGCAAUUCGGCUUCUCCAGGAAGAAGUCCUUGAAGAGGAAGGCCCAAAGAGCAUUCAAUAAGAAGGCUAACUCAGUUGAUGUGCAGGCAGAGGAUUCAACAAGAAUUCAUAAUGACAAAAGUGAUCCUAGGGUUAGCAUUUCAUUUUUUGAUUAUUCAGUGGAAAAUUUUUUCAAAGCCAUGGGCAUGAUUGAUAAGCUUUGUGGGGAAGAGGUGGAUUCUUAUUUGGAGCAGAGUGAGAUUCAGAGACUUUCUGCCUCUGUCACUUUCUUGAGAGAAUGGAGGCAUUUUCAGUAUGAACCUAGAAGUGUUAAGUUUGCUCGUGGAUUUGGAAACCCUGAGGCAAAAGAUGUAAUCAACUGUAUAAACUUACCUCAAUUUUCAUCUGCUGCCAUUCCUAAGGAGGGGCUACUUGGCGAUGUCAGAUCUCAUGAAUCAAGAGAUUCUGUAUUGUAUGUUGGGGGUCCUGUGUGGGCAUUGGAUUGGUGUUCUCAGAUUCAUUUGAAGCCUGAUAGUUCGGUUAAAUGUGAGUUUCUUGCUAUUUCUGCUCACCCACCUGGAGCUUCUUAUCACAAGAUGGGUAGCCCACUCACUGGUAGGGGUCUUGUACAAAUAUGGUGCCUUUUAAAUAGCAGCAAAAUCAAUGAAGAAGCAUGGCCUCCUCCAGGGAAGAGUAAAAGAGGACAUAAAAACAAGGGAACUGGAAAUGACAAUUCAACACAAAUAAAAAGGGCAAGAGGAAGAGCUCGAAAAAAUCGAAUUGAAGUAGCAGUGACUGAUAUGAUUUCUGAGAUUCAUUGUGCUCAGGCUCUUGUGCCAGAUGGAGUUUUAGAAAAUGUUAAUGAGGUAUGUCCUCCUGCAGAAAAGAGCAUACAAGAUCCUGCCAAAAGUGGAGCCCCACAUGAAAAAUUAACUCAAGUAAAGAAGCGUAGAGGAAGACCUAAAAAGAAUUCAAAUGAAGCAGCAGUGAGUGAUUUGAAUUCUGCGGUUGGUUGUGCUCAAGCUCUUGUGCCAGAUGGAGUUUUAGAAAAUGUUAAUGAGAUAUGUCCUCCUGCAGAAAAGAGCAUACAAGAUCCUGCCAAAAGUGGAGUCCCACAUGAAAAAUUAACUCAAGUAAAGAAGCGUAGAGGAAGACCUAAAAAGAAUUCAAAUGGAGGAGCAGUGGGUGAUUUGAAUGCCGGGAUUCAUUGUGCUCAAGCUCUUGUGCCAGAAGGAGUUUUAGAAAAUGUUAAUGAGGUAUGUCCUCCUGCAGAAAAGGGCCAACAAGAUCAUACGAAGAAUGGAGUCACAAAUGACAAAUUGACUCAAAUAAAGAAGCGUAGAGGAAGACCUAAAAAGAAUUCAAAGGAAGUAGGAGUGAGAGAUCUGAAUCAUGGGAAUCAACAUGUGGAGGCUCUAGCAGUUCAAAUUCCUGAAAAUUCUGCUGAAUUUUUUGCAGAUGGAGUGCCUAGCAAUUGUGAAGAAUAUAGUUUGCAACCAGGCUCUAAUGCCAUGUGCAAGUGCUCUGACAAAUCUGUAUCUGCAUGCACCACUAUGAUGGAAAAGCCCAUUAGAAGUAGUAGGUUCGAAACUAAUUGUAGGGAAGGUAAGUUUAGCCAUGAUAGAAGUCCCCCGCUGUUGGCACAGCAUGAGGAUGAUGUAAAUCAACCAACUUGUAGCUCAGAAGUGCAUCUUGGCAGAGCUACUGGUUCUAUUCCAGAAUAUGUUGCUUUGCCUAGAAUUGUGUUAUGCCUAGCACAUAAUGGGAAGGUAGCAUGGGAUGUGAAGUGGCGACCUUCUAAUCCUUCUGAUUCCAUUUGCAAGCACAGAAUGGGAUAUCUUGCUGUCUUGUUGGGCAGUGGAUCUCUAGAAGUGUGGGAGGUACCUAGUCAUCUCGCAUUAAGAGCAAUUUAUAAGCAUGAAGAGUCCACAGAUCCAAGGUUUAUAAAAUUGGAGCCUGUAUUUAAAUGUUCAAUGUUGAAGCGUGGUUGCUUACAAAGCAUCCCGUUGACUGUGGAAUGGUCUGUUUCACCACCACAUGAUUAUCUGCUUGCUGGGUGCCACGAUGGAACGGUCGCUUUAUGGAAAUUCUCAAGAAGUACCUCACCGAAAUGUGAUGAUACAAAGCCAUUGCUUUGUUUUGCUGGUGAUACAGUUCCUAUUAGAGCAGUUGCAUGGGCUCCAUUUGAAGGCGAUCCAGAGAGUUCAAAUAUUAUAUUAACUGCUGGGCAUGAAGGCCUGAAGUUUUGGGAUCUACGUGAUCCAUUUUAUCCGUUGCGGAAGCUCCAUCCUGUUCCAAGGAUCAUAUAUAGUCUAGAUUGGCUGUCAAACCCAAGUUGCAUUAUUAUGACUUUUGAAGAUGGAACGAUGAGAACCCUUAGCCUGAUGAAGGCUGCAAAUGACCUACCUGUGAGUGGUAAAAGAAUAAGUGGAAAAAAACAGCCCGGAUUGCAUAGUUCCUCUCGUUCAUCCUUUGCUAUUUGGAGUGUUCAUGUAUCAAGAAUAACAGGUAUGGUUGCUUAUUGUGGUGCAGAUGGUUCUGCCGUCCGUUUUCAGCUUACUGCUAAGGAAGUGGAGACAGAUCAUGCCCGCAAUCGGGUCCCCCACUUUCUUUGCGGGUCACUCUCAGAGGAAGAAUCGGCACUCACUGUUAUCACUCCUGUAUCAAAUGCCCCUUUCCCAGUGAAGAAGUCUUUUGACAAGGGUCGGCAUGCUGCAUCAUCUUUCCGGGGAUUUUUAUACGAGUCAAAUGUAAAUGGGAAUGUGAAUACUCAGAUGAUGACAGAUUGUAAUUCUAAUCCUGAUUCUCAAGCUUUAGUACUCUAUAAUGGUGACAAUUCGGGUUUGGAAUUGGCUCCUGAGGAAGCACUGACUGCUACGCAAAGGCCCAACAAACCAAAAUCAAGUGGUAGCAAUAAGAAAAAACCGUUAGAUAGACAAGCUUUAGUGUGUAUAGAUGGUGAGAGUGGAGGUGAUCUAGAAGGUGAUAAUGAAAUUAGCGGAGGGAGUGUGCCUGAAGCUUUUCCUCCCAAAAUAGUAGCUUUGCAUAGGGUGAGAUGGAACAUGAACAAGGGUAGUGAGAGGUGGUUGUGCUAUGGAGGAGCAGGCGGAGUUGUUCGAUGCCAGGAAAUUGUUUUGUCUGAUAUUGAUAAGAAAUAUGCCACCAAGAGAUGAGUAAUGUUAUCAACCUAUAUAAUUGGGGAGUUAAGGUGAUUACAUCCUUCAUGAUCUGUGUAUAGCUGCACAUUCUGUGGUGGGUUAAUACUUGCUUUGGAGGUCUACGAGGCUGGUUAGGUGGGCAUCUUCUGCAUCUUCGAUGUUCUUUUCUUGCCCACGGCAAACCUUCCGCUUCCUACAUCCGUACAAGAAAUUAAGAUUUUCAGAGACGUCCAUUCUUGGGGGGGCCAACAAAUGCGGAGAUACAGUCUGUAAUUUCCUCAGUUGCCCGCUGUGCGUUGUCCAUCUCCGAUUUUUCGUUUUCAUAGUUACUGCCGUUGUUUCCAUCUCUAAACUGGGAGGGAUUUUCAUGUACAGGAUUUGAGAAAACAUUUCACUUUCCAACGCAUGUGAUAUUCGGAUUUAAAAAAAAAAUACAAAUAUUUGAAUAUUUAGAAAUUACUUAUGAA